Molecule: messenger RNA, 4488 nt
Organism: Leptonychotes weddellii (Weddell seal)
Lineage: Eukaryota; Metazoa; Chordata; Mammalia; Carnivora; Phocidae
Source: RefSeq, a predicted model, not a curated record
CUCGGCGCCCGCGGCUGCGCUCCUCUGUCCGGGAGCCGCAGACUUCCCACCCGACUUCCUCCGGCUGCUCCUCCCCGAGGGCCACCCCUCCCCCUCCCUGCCUACCUCACCCGCAGCGAGAGGCUCGCGCGGCCGGACAUUGUGGGUGUGCGUGCUGGAUUUCUCCCGGAUGCUCCCCGACUAACAUGGAUGUCCCACCAUCCCUUGCAGUGGAAGGUUGCUCCUUGGCGCAGUGAGUGAGGAACAUGCAGCGAUUGCUAAUGGGUUUGGGAAGCGGAGACUCCUUCCUCUCUGUGACCAUGCCGUGAUCGUGUCUGCGGCCACCACUCGACGCAUCCUCAUUCCUAUCCGAACCGGGAGCCUAACGCUAGAUCGGGGAAGUGGGUGCCGCGCGGGUGGACACAGAAACACCAUGAAGAUUAUUUCCCCGAUUCUAAGUAAUCCAGUCUUCAGGCGCACCAUUAAACUCCUGCUCUGCUUACUGUGGUUUGGAUAUUCCCAAGGAACCACACAUGUAUUAAGAUUUGGGGGCAUUUUUGAAUAUGUGGAAUCUGGCCCAAUGGGAGCUGAAGAACUUGCAUUCAGAUUUGCCGUGAAUACAAUCAACAGAAAUAGAACGUUGUUGCCCAAUACCACCCUGACUUAUGACACCCAGAAGAUAAACCUCUAUGACAGUUUUGAAGCAUCCAAGAAAGCCUGCGAUCAGCUGUCUCUUGGGGUAGCUGCCAUCUUCGGGCCCUCACACAGCUCUUCAGCAAAUGCUGUGCAGUCCAUCUGCAAUGCUCUGGGGGUUCCCCACAUACAGACCCGCUGGAAGCACCAGGUGUCAGACAACAAAGAUUCCUUCUAUGUCAGUCUUUACCCAGACUUCUCUUCCCUCAGCCGUGCCAUUUUGGAUUUGGUGCAGUUCUUCAAGUGGAAAACCGUCACGGUUGUAUAUGAUGACAGCACUGGUCUCAUUCGAUUGCAGGAGCUCAUCAAAGCUCCAUCAAGGUAUAAUCUUAGGCUUAAAAUCCGUCAACUACCUGCUGAUACAAAGGAUGCAAAACCCUUACUAAAGGAAAUGAAAAGAGGCAAGGAGUUCCAUGUAAUCUUUGACUGUAGCCAUGAAAUGGCAGCAGGCAUUUUGAAACAGGUAAUCUUUAACUUACCUAAAUUCUUGACUGAUGCUGCUCUAAUGUAUGAUGCUGUGCACGUGGUGUCUGUGGGCGUCCAACAGUUUCCCCAGAUGACAGUCAGCUCCUUACAGUGUAAUAGACACAAACCCUGGCGCUUCGGGACCCGUUUUAUGAGCCUAAUUAAAGAGGCACAUUGGGAAGGUCUCACAGGCAGAAUAACUUUCAACAAAACCAAUGGCUUACGAACAGAUUUUGAUUUGGAUGUGAUCAGCCUCAAGGAAGAAGGUUUGGAAAAGAUUGGAACUUGGGAUCCAGCCAGUGGCCUGAAUAUGACAGAAAGUCAAAAGGGAAAGCCAACCAACAUCACAGAUUCCUUAUCUAAUCGUUCUUUGAUCGUUACCACCAUUUUGGAAGAACCCUACGUCCUGUUUAAGAAAUCUGACAAGCCUCUCUAUGGGAAUGAUCGAUUUGAGGGCUACUGCAUUGACCUCCUCAGAGAGUUAUCUACAAUCCUUGGCUUUACAUAUGAAAUUAGACUUGUGGAGGAUGGGAAAUAUGGAGCUCAGGAUGAUGCCAAUGGACAGUGGAAUGGAAUGGUCCGUGAACUGAUUGAUCAUAAAGCUGACCUUGCAGUUGCCCCACUGGCUAUUACCUACGUUCGAGAGAAGGUCAUCGACUUUUCCAAGCCCUUUAUGACACUUGGAAUAAGUAUUUUGUACCGCAAGCCCAAUGGUACAAACCCAGGCGUCUUCUCCUUCCUGAAUCCUCUCUCCCCUGAUAUCUGGAUGUAUAUUCUGCUGGCUUACUUGGGUGUCAGUUGUGUGCUCUUUGUCAUAGCCAGGUUUAGUCCCUAUGAGUGGUAUAACCCACACCCUUGCAAUCCUGACUCAGACGUGGUGGAAAAUAAUUUUACCUUGCUAAAUAGUUUCUGGUUUGGAGUUGGAGCUCUCAUGCAGCAAGGUUCUGAGCUCAUGCCCAAAGCGCUCUCCACCAGGAUAGUGGGAGGCAUUUGGUGGUUUUUCACACUUAUCAUCAUUUCUUCGUAUACUGCUAACUUAGCCGCCUUUCUGACAGUGGAACGCAUGGAAUCCCCUAUUGACUCUGCUGAUGAUUUAGCUAAACAAACCAAGAUAGAGUACGGUACAGUGGAGGACGGUGCAACCAUGACUUUCUUCAAGAAAUCAAAAAUAUCUACGUAUGACAAAAUGUGGGCCUUUAUGAGUAGCAGGAGGCAGUCAGUACUCGUCAAAAAUAAUGAAGAAGGAAUCCAGAGAGUCCUCACCUCUGAUUAUGCUUUCCUAAUGGAGUCAACAACCAUUGAGUUUGUUACCCAGCGGAAUUGUAACCUGACACAGAUUGGCGGCCUUAUAGACUCCAAAGGUUAUGGCGUUGGCACCCCCAUGGGUUCUCCAUAUAGAGACAAAAUCACCAUAGCAAUUCUUCAACUACAAGAGGAAGGCAAGCUGCACAUGAUGAAGGAGAAAUGGUGGAGGGGCAAUGGCUGCCCGGAGGAGGAGAGCAAAGAGGCCAGUGCCCUGGGGGUUCAAAAUAUUGGUGGCAUCUUCAUUGUUCUGGCAGCCGGCUUGGUGCUCUCAGUUUUUGUGGCAGUGGGCGAGUUUUUAUACAAAUCCAAAAAAAACGCUCAAUUGGAAAAGAGGUCCUUCUGUAGCGCCAUGGUGGAAGAGCUGAGGAUGUCCCUGAAAUGCCAGCGUCGGUUAAAACACAAGCCACAGGCCCCGGUUAUUGUGAAAACAGAAGAGGUCAUCAACAUGCACACAUUUAACGACAGAAGGUUGCCAGGUAAAGAAACCAUGGCAUGAAGCUGGGAGGCCAAACACCCAAGCACAAACUGUCGUCCUUUUUUUCCAAACGAUUUAGCGAGAAUGUUUCCUGUGGAAAUAUGCAACCUGUGCAAAAUAAAAUGAGUUACCUCAUGCCGCUGUGUCUAUGAACUAGAGACUCUGUGAUCUAAGCAGUUGCAAUGAUCAGACUUGAUUUACAAGCAUCAUGGAUCAACCAAGUUACACUGGGUUACACUGUUUAUCAUGGGUUCCUCCCUUCUUUUGAGUGAAUGUUACACGCGCAUUUUGUGGCUGGUUUCAAAUGCAGUCCAGUAAGAAAUUACAGGUUCCUUUUGAAGUCCAACUGUUGCCAGGAGGUGGAAUAUCAAUGCCCCAAGGGUAACCAGUAAAAAAAAAAAAAAAUCAUUAAGAAUAAAAAUACUUGGAAUCAGCAAAAACUGUAGUGUUACAAGAAACAGUACAGUCUUCUGACACCCAGAUAAUAUAGGUGGUGAUGUUACUAGCCCCCAACUACUCAGUAUAAUGAUCAUCUGAAUAGAUGAUAUGUGUUUAUAGGAUGUGAAAAAAAUGUAAUGCAAAACAAAUCUGAAUUUCAUGGCAAGUGGAAUAUAAAGCAGAUAUUCAUCAGUGUUUUUCUUUCUUUCUUUCUUUUGACAGUCUGUGUCACUGAUUGAGAUAGAAAUGUCAAAUACCAAGGCAAUAAUGUUUUUUGUUAACUUUACCAAGGCAGGAGAUUUAACAUACAACUCUACCAGGUCCCCACCUAUCCCCUUACGCCUUUUCCCCAACCCCGUACCAAGAAUAAAAAAGCAACAGUUGGUUCAGAGAUUCUGAAUUGAAAAGGAUGAUGUUUUGCAAUCGUUGUUAUAAGUUGUAAAAGAGGGCUGGAUAUCGAUGGCUAUGUGGAAGACUGACGCUUUCAUUCUAACAUUCAGAUAUGUUAAUCUAAGCCCUCGUUCCUGCUAUAAACGAACUUGAUGGAGCCUGGGCAGAUCUCGGUGAAAGGAGAAAGGGGACUGACUGGUCAACCAUAGAAAAGGAUGUGUGGAGAACUUUGAAGUGGACUGCGUUUAUCAGUACAGUCACAAUGUUAAAUGAACAAAAUUCUUGAGCAGUUUUUUUCAAAAACAUGUUCAGGUUUAUUUGUGGAAAUGCAAGAUUUCUAUGAAAAUAGUUUUUGUAUGGAAAUUUUUGUAAUACUUUUUAUCAACAAAAUAAGAACACGUGUUCCUGUCAGGGGUGUGAUGUCAAGCAUGAAUGGUAGUGCGUGUGCACCACCAACGUUUGGUGAAAACUAUUUUUAUCAAGAAAAAAAGGAAUCAUAGAAGAGAAAUAUUUUCAAGUUAGAGAAUAUAAAAGCUAGGUGCACUACCAUCCUGCUUACCAUGCCACACCCCUGGUUUCCACGAGGCUGAUAACAUACUGUAAUGAACAGUUGUGUGUAAAAUGGUAAAAGACACAGACCUCUUGACAAUAUUGUGACAACAGUUGAGUGCACACAGUUUGCUGUUUGAAUCCAAUGCACAAAAUUAAAAAAAAUCAUUAAAAUUAUGUCCAUUUUACUUUCA